Messenger RNA from Purpureocillium takamizusanense, 171 nucleotides. RefSeq lists its product as uncharacterized. Lineage: Eukaryota; Fungi; Ascomycota; Sordariomycetes; Hypocreales; Ophiocordycipitaceae. Bases 1 to 171 code for a protein of 56 amino acids. The record is from RefSeq and is a predicted model, not a curated record. The transcript has a single exon.
AUGGUGCAGCGAAACCAUGUCAUCGCCAUCAUCAUCAUCGUCCUCUUCGCCAUCCUGGCGCUCGUGUCCUUUGGCAUCUGGAAGCUGGUGCACACGGCGAGGAGAGACCUGAGCGUCACGUCGGCGUCUAGCCGGAGCAGCGGCUCUGAUUCUCUGGUGGAUAAUCCCUGA